AUGGAGGAUCUCAAUUUGACAGAGACCGAAAUGAGAUAUUUCGGUGAUUUGUUUUUAUGUUGCGACGAGGAAUCCAACGGGAAAAUACCGAUAUUAAAAGCUACAGAACUGUUUAGGUCUUCUAAUAUACCCAAUGAUGUAUUGCGACAGAUCAUGGACAUAAGUGUGGCGCCUAAUACCUGUGCAUCACUGAAUCAUAUGAAUAGGAAACAAUUUUAUUCAGCUCUAAAACUGAUAGCAGCUCAUCAAACUAAUAUGUCUUUAAAACCUGAACUAUUGUCCACACCUUUAGACCUGCCACUUCCAAGAUUUACGUGGGCAUUGAACUCUGAUGCUAAUGCAGAUUUGAUACAGUUAUCUAAUUCUCCUAAAGAGCAACAUAUUUCAAAGCGUGAGAGAAGUUUUGGGAGUAAUCUUGGAGCAUAUGAACCUAUGAGGUUAUCGUCUAAUCUUUCUGAUAGUGAUGUUCCUCAAACUCUGUCACAUGAUCCUACAGAAGCACUCAGUACAGAUUCAGAAAUGGAAUCUGAAACUGCAUCACAAAGAUCUGGAUCAUGUGGAAGAAGAGCUAAAGCCGGAUCACCAUGGAGCACUGCAAGUGAGAGUCCAACUCCUACCAAUAGUAUUGCGGAGAGAGUUCACCCUGUGUGGGAGCACAGUGCCACUGGCCGUGGAGUCUGGCCUACGAAUACUGCUGAAGAACAUACUCGGCUUUUAGGAACAGAGGAAGAGUCAUCAGACCGUCACUCGUCCGAAGAGGAGGGCGAGGGUGACGGUGAUGUGUUCGAGAUCAGCGAGGUCCAAGCGCGGCACUACGCGGCACAAUUCGCACAAUUACGUCCCGAACGCGGCUUGCUUUCUGGACAAACUGCCAGGUUAUUCUUCGAAAAAUCGCGUCUAUCCGUGCCAGAUCUUCGAAAAAUUUGGCAACUAUCUGAUAUAACUAAAGAUGGAAUGCUGACUCUAGAGGAAUUCAGUAUAGCGAUGCAUCUGAUAGUACUGAGACGUAACAACAUCCCAGUGCCGGACGUGUUGCCCGCCUGCCUCGUGCCCAAAGUGGACUCGCAUUUCUCGCAACAAGCGAUCACAACCGAUCUUGUAGACCUCGGUUCUGAUAUGUUCAGCUCUGGGACUUCGGCCGAUUUCAAUUUUGCACCCAAACCAGAAAAUAUUGACCCAUACGAAAGUAAACCUGCCAAAAAAGUAGAUGAGCGACAACCAUCGUUGUCCCCGCCAAAAGCCGAGCCCCAAGUUAAUAAUAAGGAGUGGACUAAAUUUGUCGAUUCCCCCACUUCCAGCGUUUCCAGUCCUGGCCCAAAGCCGGUCAAUUUUGAUUUUCAUAAAUCCGCACUGGAACGAGAUCCGAAAAUAUUUCAUCCUGUCGCUCUCAGGGUAACCCCUGACGCGAACACGAUGCCGCACGAAGGCGAUUUACGAUCAAGUACUUCACCUAGACGAGACGAUUUUGCGCACGCAUUCGAGUUGGCCAGUCCAAAGCGAUUGAACUCCCAACCACCCGAACAGCCCUCGAACGGCAAUUCGGAAAUAAAAUCGAUUCAACGACCCCAACCCAAGAAGCCCGUGAAAAAUGUAGGAGUACUUCCGCCCCCGCCGGCUCGGGAAUCCUCAGUUCAUGCAGAAGAGGGGCCUGCGUCACUCCAGUAUGCGCCCAAGAAGGACCCUCCACCGCCUCCACCACCACGUCCAUUAAGAAACCACACUCGAUCCAGUUCUUUAGACUUGAAUAGGUUCAAAGGAGCCCCUGCGCCCCCUCCCCAGCCUCCCCCGCGCAUGUCACCGGCCACGUCCCCGCCCGCACGCCGUUUAGUCAACCAAAGGAGUGAGGGCGAGCCAGCAUUCCCUCCCGACGCAUUCGCCCCACGAGAAUACGAGGGUGAGGGCUUCGGAUACAAUAGAGAGGACGCUCCAAAAAUGCACGGCGCCUUCGAAGUGUACCGGAAGCCCUCACGGGAGUCCUCCUGCGAGACGGACCCGGAUGUGAAGUCCCUGCAGGAACAGAAUGCGGUGCUGCAUCGCGUGUGCCGCGCCCUCUGCGCCGAGCUGGCUGAUGUGCAGAGGGAGCGGGAAUCCCUCAAGGUACGUCUCGACCACUCCACCCCUGUC
Brenthis ino (lesser marbled fritillary) is the source of this 2124-nucleotide messenger RNA. NCBI's taxonomy places the organism in Eukaryota, Metazoa, Arthropoda, Insecta, Lepidoptera, Nymphalidae. The record is from the annotation of a GenBank genome assembly.